Messenger RNA from Malania oleifera, 914 nucleotides. RefSeq lists its product as uncharacterized. Gene Ontology annotation, molecular function: RNA binding. The transcript is spliced from 2 exons. NCBI's taxonomy places the organism in Eukaryota, Viridiplantae, Streptophyta, Magnoliopsida, Santalales, Ximeniaceae. The coding region runs from base 88 to 636 and encodes 182 amino acids. The record is from RefSeq and is a predicted model, not a curated record.
AUUCCACCAAUUAUUACAGGGUGCAGCAACUGUGUUCCUCUCUAAUAAUUCCCCAAACGUUCAGUUUUGUUUUCGUGUGCUUUUAUUAUGUUCCUUCCCAAGAUGAGCCGUAAGAGAGACAAGCCCUACCUCUCGCGCCACGCGCCCACCUCCACUCCCAAACGACGUCGUCCUCCUCCCCCUCCUUUCCAACCGGCCGCUCAUGCCGCCAUGGAGCCCUCCGCGAAGGCCCUCUCGGCGGCGGUCCUCGUGAUCGGUCUGCCUCUGGACUGCUCCGUCCUCGACCUCAAGUCGCGCUUCGAGAUCUACGGCUGCGUCUCCCGCAUCCGCAUCGAGCGCGAUGGUCUCGCCUACAUCACCUUCCGAUCCAAGUCCUCCGCCGAGGCCGCCAUUGCCGCCUCCCUCGACCCUUCUUUUGGCAUCAACCUCUACUCCAAACGGGUACAGGUAGUAUGGACGAAUGACCCUCUUCCGAGCAAGAUCCAUGGGUCAAGUUCGAAGCUUUUAAGGGCUGAGGUGCCUCUGAGUAGACGCGGAAGAGGUAAUAAGCUUGGGUCCAGGAAUACUGGUGGUAGUUCAGAGAUAGAUGUGCCUUACAAAGGCAGGGAAAUAGUCGCCUAUGACGAUGUUCUAUAACGUUAGAACCGGGAUUCCUAGGGUUUUCUUGAUCUGUAACAAUUGCAUCAAGCAUGUCUUUUUGAGCUAUGGGCACUGGCAGCAUCUUCUAGGUAUAUUUUAAACCAAUGAUGUUAAAAUUAUCAGGAUUUCGGAAGAAAUUUGUGAAGCAGUUGCAUGUGGCUUUGAUUUCUGAUUUCGUGGUGUUGCCUUUUCUUUUUUGAAUUUUUUAAGUUCUGGUUGUGUAAUUGUUUUUCAGGCCUAUGAAUAAAUUGAAAGAAGUGUAGAAAUUUAUCGAA